This is a messenger RNA of Diatraea saccharalis (sugarcane borer), 2155 nucleotides long. NCBI's taxonomy places the organism in Eukaryota, Metazoa, Arthropoda, Insecta, Lepidoptera, Crambidae. The record is from the annotation of a GenBank genome assembly.
UAGACUAUACGAUAUUUUUUUGUAUGCAGUUCCGUCUUUUGUCUAUGGUAGUGUUUAAAUUCUCUUUGGGUGAUAUGACAUAGGUAUUUUGUUUUGAAUAUUUUUAAUGCUAAGAUGUUUCGUUUGAUGACGACUAAUGUGAUAGAUGCUAUAAAGGUUGUAUGUAUUUUGAGUUUAUUAAGAUAUUUAAAUACAUAUUGGUAUCUCAAAUGUUGUGUAUUUGCUUAAUUAACAUAGUAAACUAUUUUAAUAGUCUAACGUCAACGUGAAAGGGAAUUCUUCAAUGCCUUAUCUUUCGUAAUAUAAUGAUGUAAGUAUUAUGUUUACAGAAUAAUGACACAAUUAAAGCUUUUUGUGGGCGUUGUGUCUCAAAAAUCAUAAGAUGUGUAUAAAAUAUUUCUUUAUAUAUUUCUGUAUGUGUAUCUGUAUUUCAAAGUCAGUAGAAAAACAGGAAAAUGAAGUAAGUGAUAAUUCUCUUACGUUAAAACAAGUAGUGAUAUUAAGCAGACAUGGAUUAAGAAGCCCUUUGUCGAAAUACCUCAAUCAAAUGACCCCAAAGAAAUGGCCAAGCUGGAAAGAGAAGCCGGGCUACCUUACAGCUAAGGGUAGUAUUUUAGAAGGUUACAUGGGCAAAUUCUUUGGUGCCUGGUUUAAUAAAAAAAAUUUGAUACAUAGACAUUGUCCUACAGAAGAUUCAUUUUAUGCUUAUGCUAAUAUCAAACAGAGAACUCUAGCUUCUGCUAAGGCUUUCGUUGAUAACGCCUUUCCUUAUUGCAAUAUUACAAUACAUCAUUCAAACACCAAUGAAGAUCCAUUAUUCAAUCCUGUCUUACAUAAUACAUCUUCGAUAUUUCGGCAAUUAGUCAUAGAAGAAAUGGAAAACAAGCUGAAAAAUUUAAAACUUAAUAGUUCAUAUGAAUUCUUAGAAAACAUUCUUGAUUAUGAGAAUUCUGAUUUAUGUAAGGCUGAGAACAAAUGUAAUUUAUUAACAGAUAAAAAUAAAGUCAUUGUUGUAUCUGGAAAGAAGCCAAAUGCAGUCGGCCCUAUUAAGAUUGCCAACUCUGUUGUAGAUGCAUUUGUUAUGCAAUACUAUGAAGGUAUACCAUUAGAAAAUGUAGCAUGGGGUUACUUACAAAGUUCAACAGAAUGGGAAACUUUAAUGAAAUUAAGUAGAGGCUACCAUAAUCUUAUAUUUAAUACCACACUUAUCGCUCAUGAUAUAUCGCUGCCAAUUGUUAAGUAUAUGAGGAGUUUAUUUUUAAAUAAUAUUGUACCAAAGGUGACAUUACUCAUGGGUCACGACGCUAACAUGUACACUGUACUAAAAGCUUUAAAGUUCAAACUAUACCAAUUGAUGAACCAGUAUGAAUUAACUCCGAUCGGUGGGAAGUUGGUAUUCCAAAAAUGGUUUGAUAAAAGCAAAAAUGAGUAUUUAUUAAAAGUAGAGUAUGUGUACCAAUCUUCUGAUCAAUUAAGGUUUGCAUCGGUAUUGAGUUUGAAUAAUACACCGCAGUUCCAACUGAUGCAGUUAGAUGAUUGUAAAACAGACAGUGAAGGUUUUUGUUCAUGGAAUGACUUCUUGAAGAUUUUAGAAAACAAUGAUAUUAUUCUUUGAUUUAUAUGUUGAUAAAAGUAUAGAAUAAUGAAUUUAAAAGUUAUAUUUUUUAUAACAUUUAGUUUUAUCAUGUCUCCCUAAAUGUGAUGAAAAGUGGAAAGAUCUAGUGAAUUGUUUUUUUUUAUUAUUUACUGUCUCCAAUUAUAUUUUUUAUUUAGAAAAAUGAAUGUAUGCAUUAAUUUUAAGAUGACACUAAUCUGUUUAGGUUUUUAUAAUGGUUUUAUAUCCUAGGAUUUUGAUCAAAAUACUGUUUUUAUCAUUUAAUACAUAUUUACACCUAUAUUUAGGUACAUAGCUUGUUUUAUUUGAAUAAUACAGUUAAUUUUAUAUUUACUCAAGUCUAGUCAAUAAUGUAGGUUUUUGUAUAUUAUACUUACACCCAAGUGUCACAUACUCACAUAUACAAUAAACACAACACAGCGGCUUUUAAUUGUUUAAAUUUAGCAGCUCUUUCGCGUCACGCGUACAGAAGUUGUUAUUAAAGUCCGUAAUCGGUUCCGUAGUUUUUGAAAUUUAUUUUAUCACUAAAUUAUUUUAAGA